CCCGACACCGCUCCCCCCAACGCCAGGCUCCGCCGGCCGCAGAAUACUCUACCCGGACGACUCCUCUCUCGCUUUGCUGCCGACCUUGGCAAUGAGCUCGCCGACACACCUCUGCUGCUAGGAGCUUGUCCACAGGGCAGAGUGUUUCUCUUAGGAAAAAAGGUUGUUGUGGCAAAGAAAGGGAAAGGGAAAAAGAAGGGCAAAGACAGUGAAAAAGCAACUGAAGGUCCUGAAAAACAGAAGCGUAAAAGAGCGCCUAACAAGAAAUCAGUUGAAGAAGCUAAACUUGGUGGCCCGGUGCAUUACAGGUGGAUGUACCCUCUAGAGAGAUCAUUUGUUUGGCUAAAGUCACUUGUGCGCAAUAGAACUUAUCCUGAAGGUUCUAUUGCUGAAGGAUAUAUUGUUGAAGAAUGCUUGACCUUUUGUUUAAGAUUUCUAGAAGGAACCACACGUUUCACGAGAACAUCUAGGAACCCUGAUCCUUCAGAUAAUACAAAGGGCAUGUACAUGUUUGAUAGUGUUGGUGAGCCAAUUGGAAAGGCUGUCACUGUAGGCCAGUUGGACGAUCAGCUUCUAGUUCAAGCACAUCGAUAUGUCUUGCGACACUGUGAUGAGCUUGAUGAUCUCCGUAGAGAAUUUGUGGAUCAAGAGAAGAGGAAGCCGGGUAACUUAAAUUUGACGGAUGAUGACAAUCAGGAUUUGAUUAGUAGACACUUUGCUGACUGGUUGGAACAAAAGAGAUUACAAGGUGGUGCUCUUCAAAUGUGAUUGGUAUGAUGUUCAUCACAAAGCUGGUAUUUAAGAGAUGAGUUUGGAUUCACUCAUGUGAACUUCUCCCGCAAAAUACAUACAUGGGAGAAGUUAGAGGAUGAUCCUUUUGUAUUUUCUUCCCAAGUGGACCAGGUAUUUUAUAUCCAACAUCCGAGAAGUGAGAAUUGGAAUACCAUGGUGAAAUUCGAACCUCGUGAUAUUUUUGACAUGGGUGGAGAACCAUCUUCUGAUGAAACAGAUUAGUCUUUGUGCUUUCAGCUUGUUAUCGGCAGCUAAGAUAUAGGUUGAGCACUUGUCAUCCAUGCUCCUUGGUAGAGUUGCUCCAAUAUAACUAUUCUAGCUGGGCGGAUCUUCUUCAGAAUAUAUUGUUCCCUGUGUUACUCUGUAAUGAACGAGUCCAUGGUCUUUUUUAAUGCAUAUUUUCCCUUUUGUUAUGAAUGAAUCUAUGGCUAUC
This is a messenger RNA of Triticum dicoccoides, 1225 nucleotides long. RefSeq lists its product as uncharacterized. Bases 313 to 768 code for a protein of 151 amino acids. NCBI's taxonomy places the organism in Eukaryota, Viridiplantae, Streptophyta, Magnoliopsida, Poales, Poaceae. The transcript is spliced from 6 exons. The record is from RefSeq and is a predicted model, not a curated record.